Cyclopterus lumpus (lumpfish) is the source of this 1290-nucleotide messenger RNA. RefSeq names its product 5-hydroxytryptamine receptor 3A-like. The transcript is spliced from 9 exons. Gene Ontology annotation, biological process: monoatomic ion transmembrane transport; signal transduction; regulation of membrane potential. NCBI's taxonomy places the organism in Eukaryota, Metazoa, Chordata, Actinopteri, Perciformes, Cyclopteridae. Gene Ontology annotation, cellular component: membrane; neuron projection; synapse. The record is from RefSeq and is a predicted model, not a curated record. The coding region runs from base 1 to 1263 and encodes 420 amino acids. Gene Ontology annotation, molecular function: extracellular ligand-gated monoatomic ion channel activity; transmembrane signaling receptor activity; neurotransmitter receptor activity.
AUGUUGAGAUCUCUUACCCAGAGGCUGUGGAAGGUGUUCUUCUUACUGACUUUACUGACAGUUGGAUGUGGACAUGCCAACUGCACAAAUCGCCGAUGUCUGGCUGAAAUGUUGGUGGACAAAGAAUAUCUCUCUCAUCCACAAGAUGAGAACUGCACCCACACUAUUUGGGUGCCCUUAAUUGAGUACCAGACUCUGUCAGUCGACACGAAGAAUCUCCGCAUAUUAAGUUUUCUGCGGGCCUCACUCGUGUGGACCGAUCCUGAGCUGGCAUGGAACACGUCCGUUUACAAGUAUGACCAAGUGAUCCUGCCAGUGGAUACAAUCUGGACCCCACUGCUCCAUGUCACUAACGGAUUAACGAGCAAUAUGUACCACAAUUCCAAUGAUCUGCUGGUAAGCAGUAACGGCACAGUGUAUCACACUGUGAGCAUAAAGGCAGAGGUCAACUGUGAGGUCAACAUGUUCAACUAUCCCUUCGCUAGUGAUCAAUGUCCCGUUGCGGUCCAAGCCUGGUCCAAACAUGGAUGUGGGACAGAUUUGUCAUUCAGUGAAUUAAGGAUGGUCGAUGGGGCCCAUGGAGACUGGAAAACUGACGAUGUGGAGCUCAAGAAAAAAAGACAAGACCGCAAUUACAUCCUGGUGUCUCUGAGCAUUAAAGCUUCCAACCCCUUCAUAACGUUACUGCUGCCCAGCAUCCUGAUCAUCUUGACCGAUGUGGUCAGCUUCGCUCUGCCGCUGGGAGGCGGGGAACGCAACUGUUUCAAGGUCACGCUCGUGCUCAGCUUCAUCAUGUUCCUCAUCAUCCUCAACAACCUGCUCCCCGGAGACGGCGACUGCAGCCCCAUCAUCCGAAUCCACUUCUGCGUCUGCCUCGUCCUCUUGGUGGUGAGCAUGUUGUUUUCCAUGGUGGCGACGCGCUUGUACGCAGACGGCCGCCUCCUUUUCUGCUGCCUGUCCAACUCAGAAGACACAGGAAACGAGGAGGAUGGGAUGGAGGACGGGGAGGUCAAAGGUGACAUCAGUGUCAUUCAGCUGAGCGGCUCAGAGGACAACAGUCAAUUACUCGGAAAGGUGGUCAACUUCCUGGAAGCUCUUGAUGCCAAAACACUGCAAAUUAAUAGAAAUCAGAUGUUUGCCGACAAAGUGGACAAGACAUUUUUCUGGUUCUACUUCAUUUGUGGUACGAUAUACUUUAUUGCCAUGACGUAUGUGAUGGUAAACUAUGAAUGCUCAGUUGACCAUUUUGAUUUCUGGAACUAAUAAAACACUAUUAAAAAAAACAGCUAA